UAAGCUAAACGGCUCAGAGGUCGGUUGAAAAAGGAAGUCUGGCGAAGAUGGAGAUGGAAUGUUACGCAGUCGGAUAGGCAAGUCAGUUGGUAUGGAGUCUGACAAAAGGAAGUUGGUCCGUUGGUCUGUAGUUCGACGAAAGUAAGUUGGUUGGUUGGCCCACGGACGGGCAAAGGUAAGACGGUAUGGUAGUAGAGUCAAAAGGAGGUCGGUUGGACCAGUCGUCCAUCUAAGGAGAUAAUGCGAGCAGAGGAUUCUGUUUCGUCGUCGGUUGAUCCACGGUUGGUUGGUUCUCAGUUGGCUCAUCGGGGGUCGGUUGCUUCUCAGUCGUUUAAAUAGGUCAGAUGGUCGACUGUCGGUUGAGCAAAGCGUGCGGUCGGUUGAGUCGGACCACACGGAGAUCGUUUGAUAUGGUGGUCGGUUAAUGCCGACUUGGGAGUAAGUCAGUUCCUGCGAAGAAGAAUGGGACGAACGGUACGUGGUCGGAUUAGAGAAAAAGACCGACAGAAGGAUAAAACGGCCCAUACGGAGGUUGUCCGAAGAAUGGUCUGUUAAUUGGUCGCCCAUAUUUGUGAACAGUAGUUCAGUCGCUUGAUUGUAGCGACCAAUAUAUCCUCUGGAGGAAUUGUUGUUCGGCCGUUUCAAGGCGACGUAUGGUGGUUGCUUGUUAAUGCGACCAAUGAAUCAUCUGGACGAAUGGUUGUUUAGCUGAUUGAAGAGAGCAGAUGGUGGUUGCUUGAUUGGGCGACCAAUGAUUUGUUUGGUUUAGAAAGAUGAGAAAUUAAUUAUAUAAAUAUAUAUUUUUUAUAUCUGUGUAACGAACGAAUUUUCAACAAUAUAUAUUUUCUUUAGAUAAUACUCUUUUUCUAUUUUAUUAAAAAAUGAUUGUGUACAAGAUCAUAUAUAUACUUAAUUACUCGGAUGAAAAGAAGAAGAAACGUCCAGUAGGUAGUCGUUUGGGAUAGAAUGAUGAGAGAAAAAAAUAUAAUAAAUUAUAUGAAUUUAUAUUUUUUAUAUUUGUGGAACCAACGAAUUUAAAAAAUAUAUAUAUUUUUCUUUCGAUAAUUUUUUUCUAUUUUGUUAAAAAAUUAAUUUUUACAGAAUGAUAUAAACCCUAAAUUAUUUAACAAUUUGGCUUUUCCCGCCGGACUCCCUGCCGUAAUUUCUCGAUCAGUGUUGAGGGAGUCAGAUGAUCAUUACGGUUUUUAAUUAGGGGUUUUUGCAGAAAAACCUUACUUAAAUCCCCUUCGUCUUCAUCUUCUUCCUUAUGCAUUGUAAUCGGUUUUCUGCUUUUGCGACCAAAUACUUUGUCUUCGUGUUUUCACGCUUUGCUGCUUUCAACCAUGGAUAACCAGUACGUCCCAGCUCUACCUUUUGAUGGUUCAUAUCCAGAAACCCCUUUUGUUUCUUCUGCUGUUCUUACUCCCACUGUUCGUCCUUAUUGUACAUCUUCUGAGGAUGCUGUUCGUAUGAAGAGUAUUAUCUGUUCUGUAACUCCCUUAGCUAUUAAUAGUCCCGAUUUCAAACCCAAACGCAUUAAUGAUCAUAUUAAAACACAUCUUACCGAUCCCAAAGAUGCCUUCCGUUCGUGGUAUUCGAGGCUAUAUCCUGUUUUUCAUGAACAAUGGCAACGGCAAGGGAUUGAUAAGGCCAUUUUCCUAGCGACUCAACCGUUGUAUCUUCACGACAAAGUUCUUUUUGCUAUGACUGCCUUUUGGAAUGCCCAACUGGGUGUUUUUCUUCUCCCAACUGGCCCCAUGGGUCCAACCCUGAUGGAUGUGGCUAUGAUUGCCCACCUCCCCGUGGUUGGUGACGACCCUGUCCUUGGGUCGUUGGAUGGGCAAGAACCAGCGCCCGACCAUGAAGGUUGGUCGCUUGCGCGCAUACCUGAGAGGGAACGCGGCUGGACCAACUUUGUCCUCCGCUUUCGGGGUACAGAGGGUUCUCCAGUAACUGCUUUGGAGCACACCGCUUUUCUGCUGUUCUGGCUAUGCAGAUAUGUAAUUCUUUCUCCCUCCAAAUCAAUCUUGACCUCGCAACUUGACUUAGCCAUCCACUUAGCCACUGGUCGCUUCUUUUCUUUAGGGACCCUCUUUUUGGCCAAUUUGUAUGAGGAGUUAUCCAGAGUUAGCGACCGUCUAGUAGAUACGAAGAGGGCGGACACAGCUGCGUCUGGUCCUUUUUGGUUUUUGGAGCUUUGGCUGAGACUCUAUUUUCCGAACGCCUUUUGUGGUCGGGUGCCCAUUACCCCGAACCCUCGUAGAUCUCUUGGUUUAGCCCUUGCUCAGCUAACUCCAAACUCUUCCACUCUUUCUCCUUCUGACUGUGUAAUUGCGGCUAUUCUUACGGACGACCGUACAAACUCCAAAUUUUUUGUCUAUGAGCUUUACGUUCAGUAUCUUACUGAACUUUUUUGGCCUUACUCGGAAACCAAUUACCCCUUGUCGUAUCCAGACCCUUUGCCUCACCCGACUUAUCGUCAUUAUUGGGACUCAGCUCUGAAGCCACGGUCUCUUUUUUCUAGUCCCAAGUUUGAUAAGAGAAACCGUAAGUCUUUUCAUACUUUUAACUAUCAGCCGCAAUUUUUGUCUCGACAGUUCGACUGCUGUCAAGGUUUACCGGGCCCACUCGCCCGUCCACACCUAAUAACUCAGAGCCCGGACGGGCGAGUUACCCCUUCUUUGAUUUCACCUUAUCUCUCCCAGCUCAUUUCUUACAUAUCUUCCAACUCCUACCUUCCUUUCCGUCGUGACCCGAAGAAGGUGGAAACCUUUCCGUCUUGGUGGUCGGAUACCUGGGCGGUGGUGGCGCCUCCAAGUGACCGAUUGCUGGCGAUAUUAACCCUUCCUCCAGCACUUGCUUUGGGGUCGCGAACUCCUGCCACGGUGAUGAGGAGCAAACGGGCGGCUCCUGCAGAAGGCCCCAGCGCUCCAAGGAGGAAAAGAGCCACCCGACCGAAGGCCACCACACGCCCGGUAUAUGAUCGGCAGGCGGUAGAGGAUUAUUUGGUGUCCCUACCUGUGGACCCAAUCUGGAUGCCUGCCAAUGUACGGCGAUACAUGGAGUCGCUUGCUGAGAAACCAGCCGACCAGACUGGCGAACAUGGAAGAGAUAGGUCGGUUGAUCCAGCAUGCGCCAACGUAACCGAUCAGCCAACCACCCGACCAACUAUGUUGGCAUCUGCCCUACCAGCUUCUUUGGGAAGCGACUCAGUAUCCGUCCCCGAGGCAACUUCUUUUCCGACUGCAGCCCGGAGUGGUAUACCGAAUGAGCUGCCCGUGAUGCGUCUUGACAAGGACCCGACGUUGAGGCAGAUGUCUUCAUCCACCUUCUCCCACUCCGAACGGGAAAUGCCCGUCGGCCAAAGUUCCGUCAACCCAUCGGCGGGACCCUCAGUGAUUCGUCGGGAAGAGGACCCGACCGUCAUGGUGAUUGGCUCAUCCAUAUCUACCCUUCCUCAGCCGCGUGUGCUCCCGGGACUUGCGGCAGCCGAUUCGGUUGUCGAACCACCGAUCACUGAACAACAACGGCCGGUGAUUCCUGAGUUGGUUGAACCGAACGCAGAACCAGGACCGGCGAUUCUUGCAUCAGUCCAAGCAGACCCUGAACCAGUCCAAGCAGACCCUGAACCAGUCCAAGCAGACCCUGUACCAGUCCAACACUUUGAAGCAGUCGACGUCUCUUCUUCAGAGUCGGGCGACCCUUCUGUUAAUCAGAGCAGCGAAGCCGUGGGUUCUGAGCCGGGCUUCAUAGGUCCUCUGCCCGCAGCCGCCGAAUCGGUUGGUCAUAUGAGGAACCUUUCUGGCCCUGCCCCACUAACUCCGGUUUUGCUAACUCCUUCUGAAGCUACGGCUGUUCUCCACCAGGCAACCCGUGAGCUUACUUUCCUGAGCAAAGUGCCAUUAGUGGAAUCUGCCCGACCAGUAGUACUGCGCUGCGUGGAUGUUUCGUUGGCUGAUCUGAGCUCUGAAGAUGUAAACUCUCUACGUCAGGUGGUUGUUGAUUUAUUGGUGCAGACUCCGAGUGAGUUUGUCGUGGCACCAAUUCUGAGUCGGAUGAUGGAAUGAAUCAUUGAACUUCAAAUCGACUUGCCUUUCAUUCGACCUCCAUCAUCCGACUCUGCAUCUUCUCAGGCCAUUCCUGACACUGCGAUCAUUGAGGCGUCUCAGGAACUGGAGAAACUUCAGAAACAGCUGGAGUCAUUAGAAGGCUGCAUUCAGGAAGAUAGUCGCCUGGUGGAGGAGCAGCGCCAGAGUUGCGCCAGCCUGCAUGACCAACUCCAAGCCAGUACUCGGUCAAGGAUGAUCCAGGAGCACGAAAGUGCCGUCCAUCAAAGAAGAAUGGCGCGCACUCAACAGAAAUGGGCCGACCUAGUAACCGCCUUCAAAGCGCUUCUUAUGUAAUGUGUGUUGUCGGAUUUUUAUUUACUUUUAUUUUUAACUAAACUUGCAAAAAUACUCCUAACUAUCUGUCAUUUUUUCAAUAAAAUGUUUAUUUCUCUUAAAUUCCCGAACACAAA
This is a messenger RNA of Andrographis paniculata, 4519 nucleotides long. RefSeq lists its product as uncharacterized. NCBI's taxonomy places the organism in Eukaryota, Viridiplantae, Streptophyta, Magnoliopsida, Lamiales, Acanthaceae. Bases 1344 to 4067 code for a protein of 907 amino acids. Gene Ontology annotation, biological process: meristem development; meristem maintenance. The record is from RefSeq and is a predicted model, not a curated record. The transcript has 7 exons.